GUGUUGACACUGCAUUUGUUUACAAUUCGGGUACAAGGCUUUUCUCGCACUUUUGACUUAUUACACUGUUAUGACACGGGAUUUGAACAUGAAAUACUGACGUACUCUUCCAUUUUACGCCAGCUCGCCAUGGACCGUGCGCUGGAGAGGCAGUGUUUGGAGCUUGUGGCCCGAGAGAGGAGCGGACACACGGCUGUUCUGCACAACAACCUGCUCUAUGUGUGGGGAGGAUACAUGUCAGUUGGAGAUGAUGAAGUCUUCCUGCCCAAUGAUGAGCUCUGGGAGUAUGACUUAGAACGAGGCGUGUGGAGAGUCUUGCACACUACAGGGGACGUCCCACCUUCCAUGUCCGGGAGCUGUGGCUGCUGCCUCAAUGGAGUGUUGUUCAUCUUUGGAGGAUGUGAUGACAAUGGACAGACCAAUGAGCUCUACAGUGUGGACCUGACUGAUGGCACCUUCACCUGGAAGAAGAUUAUCCAUGUGUCUGGUGCUCCACCUUCUCCCAGGGACAAGCUCUCCUGCUGGGUCUACGAUGGAAAAAUCAUUUACUUUGGAGGAUAUGGCCACAAAGUUCUCAGUGACUUGGACAGCCGCAGCAGGAACUUCAUAGUGGAUGAAACCUCAUGGGCUGGAGAGGUGUUCUGGGGAUGGAACAAUGAAGUGCAUGUAUUUGACCCAAAAGACUUGAGCUGGAGUCAACCCCAAACCUUUGGCCGAGCUCCAGCCCCACGAGCAGCACAUGCCAGUGCCUCCAUUGGAUCCAAAGGCUAUAUCUGUGGAGGGCGAGUGAUGGAGACCAGGACCAGCGACAUCCACUGCCUGGACCUGGAGACUUACACAUGGACUGAACUGGUCCCCUCUUCGACUGCUCCGGUGGGGCGCUCCUGGCACUCCCUCAGUCCAGUGUCAGACAGCAGGUUGUUUCUGUUUGGAGGACUCAGUAUGGAAUGUAACCCCAUGAGUGAUGGCUGGGUGUUUGACACUGGAAGCAGAAAGUGGACAGAAGUGGAGCAUCCCUUUAAGAACAAACCCAGGCUGUGGCACACGGCGUGUCCAGGCCGGGACUCAGAUGUCAUAGUGUUUGGAGGCAGCUGUGACUACAUUCUGCUCGUGGACACUGGUCACUGUAACGAUGCCUUAGUUUUCCAGAUGCAGCCUUAUCCCCUCUCCAGGAUUUGUGAGGACUACAUUGCCAGAACAGUACAGGGCUGUGACUCUCUUCGGACCCAGGUGCCUCUGCUCCCAGCCAAACUGCAGAGUGCUGUCUACACUCGCAUGUGCUUUUACAGGCCCUCCAAGAAGCACCAGUGACUGCCAUGGUUUUACACUCACACAAGCCCUGCUUUUAAAGGGGAUGUAUAGUUUUUUUUUAAAGUCCAUAUGACAAUUUAAACCACUCUUUUCACUAAAACAUAUUUAACAGCAUUAUAUUUAAAACUCCUAUAUUACACAAAGUGACUCUUGUGAGCUUUUAGACAUGUUAUAAUGUUGUUACCUCAUAAAAAUAUACCUGGAGUUAAGUUUUCUUCAUCCAUACAUGUUUGGAUAUGUAGACAGCCAAUAAUACAGGAUUACUCAAAGUUCAAAAUGCUCUGUUCCACUUUGUGAUGUCAUUAAGUAGUAGUUUUAAAGUUAACAGCUCUUUCUAGCCUCAAUUUAACUGUUUUAUUUUACAAUACACUAAAACAUCCUUAUUGACAACUUUUAAAAAUGUACAAUUGAGAUUACCAGUAGAAAGUAUUUAAUAUUUGAUGGUGCACUGAGGAGUGAAGCACUUUCAAUAAAGCUAAAAUAAAAGCUGUAACUUCAAAGUUUGGCAAAUCCAUGGCCAAAAUUAUCAAAAGACUCUAGUUUAAAUACACAGUGGAGCACUUCCUGUAUCACCACAUGACAUCACAAGGUGGAACAGAGAAAACUAAAUAUGCAGGGUUUGUGUGUUAGACUUGGAGUUGUUUAGUUUCAUUCGCACAUGUUUGUGAAAAAUGAAUGAAAAAGAGCCAGAUCUUCCAAGGAGAACUCUUCGGGUGGCGUGUGCCAUUUUUGCAAGGCUGGUUUUCUGCACAGAGACAGCAGAAGGAGAUGACAGACGCUUCAAGCACCACAACAACACAACACACAUGUAACCAUCACAGGGACUAGGGGAGAUGUUUAAUGAGAUCAAAUUAUUACUUAGGUUUGGUUUAACAUUAUGAUUGCUUGGUAAUGGUUUGGAGUUACCUCUACAUAUGUCAUACCUGCUUCCCAUCUCCAACCAGGAAGUAAAAUGAUAAACCAAAAUGUAAAAACGAGACAAAACAAGGCAAAUUUGUACUAAAAUCUUAAAUGUGAUUAUCUUAGUAGUUUAACCUGUCAAUGACAUAUGUACAUACUGUUUCUCAUCUCACCAUGAUACAGUGUAAUGUUUGACCUUUUUAUUCUGCUGUGUCUACACUUAUUUGAAAAUGUAAUACAGGAGUGUGGUUUCUGUAAAUGAUUAUAAAUACUGAAAGUACUGUAC
Periophthalmus magnuspinnatus is the source of this 2497-nucleotide messenger RNA. Its product is annotated as kelch domain-containing protein 1-like. Lineage: Eukaryota; Metazoa; Chordata; Actinopteri; Gobiiformes; Gobiidae. Bases 130 to 1311 code for a protein of 393 amino acids. The record is from RefSeq and is a predicted model, not a curated record. Gene Ontology annotation, molecular function: protein binding. The transcript has 14 exons.